CUGACCCAGAUACUGGGAGUACACUGACCUCGGGUACCUCUACUAUCGUCCUCAUCACAUCCAUCAUCGCAGGCGUCUGCUUGCUGCUGCUUCUGUGUGCACUGUGCUUCAUUUUGUGCUGGAGGAGGAAGAGAAGAAGGAGAAGGCGAAAGACUCCAGAAGACACCUUGAGCAGUUUCUCUGACAGUGCUAGCACAGCCAGCAGUCUGAAACCCCCACAGCCUUAUUUAGGUUAUGCUGUUCCAUUCUACAUACCUCCACCCCUCUCAGUAACCAGUGCAGGAAAAGAUGCCCCAGGUUCACGUCUGGCUCUAGAAUUUUAUAAAUCCAAGCCUGGAUCUGGUUCCCUUGACCAAGAUGUGAUAAGUGCCUCCAUGAACUUGGCCGAGGAAGACUUGUAG
Molecule: messenger RNA, 401 nt
Organism: Candidula unifasciata
Lineage: Eukaryota; Metazoa; Mollusca; Gastropoda; Stylommatophora; Geomitridae
Source: the annotation of a GenBank genome assembly